Toxotes jaculatrix (banded archerfish) is the source of this 1234-nucleotide messenger RNA. It is a transcript of the gene cfdp1, whose product is annotated as craniofacial development protein 1. NCBI's taxonomy places the organism in Eukaryota, Metazoa, Chordata, Actinopteri, Toxotidae. The transcript is spliced from 7 exons. The record is from RefSeq and is a predicted model, not a curated record. The coding region runs from base 214 to 1122 and encodes 302 amino acids.
AGCAAGUAACAUUGUAUUGCUCAUUUCUACAGGAACUACAACAUUAGAGCCUUUUUUAAAAUACAUUUCGUAUUUCUGUUAGAAAGGAGGCGUUUAUAGUCAGUUAGAGUUACGGUCGUAACGGUGUGAAAGCAGUAAAUCAGCUCGUAGAAAACACACUGGCGCAUUGUUUCAUUUACUUCGUUAUUAGUCUGAAGCUUUUCCUCCAGAACGAUGAACUAUUCCGAUUACGACUCCGACGGAUAUUCGUCUAAUGAAGACGCAGACUACGUCCCCUCAGAUGAUAACCUCAGCGAGGAUGACAUUAACGAGUGUGAAAAGGAAGACCCUCUGCACGAGGAUGACGAUGUGCCACACCCUGACGUUGUCAGCAAGAAGAAGAGGAAGAAAAAGGACCUCAGUGUGAGAAAGAGGAAGAAAGGAGUACUGAAAGUGGAGAAGGAAGAGGCGGAUGGAAGUGGGGCAGAACAGACACAGCCGCCACAGGUAGAGGCGGUAAAGUCCGCCAAGGUAGAGGAUGGUGAUGAUGAUGAAGCAAGGCAGAAGAAAAAAUCUGAUGACCUGUGGGCGAGUUUCCUGUCUGAUGUUGGAUCCCGACCCAAAGAAUCCACACCUGCCGCACAGUCAGGUAGCACACAGAAGGCUGAUUCUUCAGUAUCGAAGUCGGCUCCUUUGAGUAAUGAAACAAAAGCAUCAGAUCCCACUAAAAUCACCAUCACCAAAGUUUUUGACUUCGCUGGAGAAGAAGUAAGGGUGAAUAAAGAAGUGUCAGCAGACUCCAGAGAAGCUAAGAGUUUUCUGAGGAGCCAAAACACCGAACAGGAGGAGAGUGGAGACGAGAAGAGCUCAUCACCUAGUCAACUUCCUGGACCCAGUGCGAAGCGGGCAGCAGGCAUGUCGAGCAUCCUGAGUCGUAUCGGGGGAAAGAAGCAGAAGAUGAGCACGCUGGAAAAGUCCAAGAUGGACUGGGAUGCUUUUAAAUCAGAGGAGGGCAUCACAGAGGAGCUGGCCAUCCACAACAGAGGCAAAGAGGGGUAUGUGGAGCGGAAGAACUUCUUGGAGCGAGUCGACCACCGCCAGUUUGAGUUAGAGAAAGCAGUGCGACUGAGCAACAUGAAAUGAAAACACAGGCUGACAGCACGCACACACACGCACACACACACCACACACACACACACACACACACACUCUCUCACACACACACACACACACACACACACACACACGCACACAC